Zymoseptoria tritici IPO323 is the source of this 2177-nucleotide messenger RNA. RefSeq names its product Palmitoyltransferase akr1, ankyrin repeat-containing protein akr1 (gene MgAKR1). Gene Ontology annotation, molecular function: protein binding; palmitoyltransferase activity. Gene Ontology annotation, biological process: protein palmitoylation. Bases 9 to 2177 code for a protein of 722 amino acids. The record is from RefSeq and is a predicted model, not a curated record. The transcript is spliced from 4 exons. Gene Ontology annotation, cellular component: Golgi membrane. Lineage: Eukaryota; Fungi; Ascomycota; Dothideomycetes; Mycosphaerellales; Mycosphaerellaceae.
UCCACGACAUGGCAUCGCGCGAAGCCUCCCGCCCUUCGUCUCCAGGCCGCCGAGACUCUGGAAGCGCACCCUCGUCACCAACCAAGGAUGGCCUCGAUAAGGUCGAGCUCAGCGACCUGGACGCGAGUCCGCCACAACUGCCGAUCGAGUCGGACUUGAUGCAAUUGGCAAGAUUGGGAGAACUACGGGCAAUUCAAAAGCUAUUCGACAGUGGGAGAUAUACGGCCAGGUCAACAGACGAGCAGGGCAUCACAGCACUACAUUGGGCAGCGAUCAACGGACACCAUGCGCUAUGUCACUUCCUCGUGCAAUCCGGUGCGGAUGUCAACGCGAAAGGCGGAGACGCUCAGGCAACACCAGUGCUAUGGGCGAGCAAGAAGUUCAACCUUCAGGUCAUAUCAUUACUUCUGACCAACGGUGCGGAUCCUCUGAUACGAGACGAUCAAGGCUACAAUCUCUUGCAUUCCGCGACUCUCGACGGGAAUGUCUACCAGCUCAUCCUCCUACUCUACCAAUCCGACAUUCCCGUCGAUGUCCAAGAUGCUCAAGGACAUACGUCCCUCAUGUGGGCAGCAUACAAAGGAUUUCCGGCUUGUAUUGAUGUUCUCCUUCGGUUCGGCGCGGACGUGCAUGCCACGGAUGACAUGGGCUUCACUUCCCUCCACUGGGCACUGGUCAAGGGCAACUAUCUCUGCAUUCAGAAGCUCAUCGAAGCUGGCAGCGAUCGAUUCGCGAAAAGUAAACCUACCGAAGGUGAGACAGAAGGUGACACGCCGAGUAUGACGGCUUCGAAGAUGAAGAGCGAUCGACAAUGGCGGAAAGCGCUGCUUGAAUCCGGCUACGAUGAACACGGAUGUCCUCAGAAAUUCCCCAUCCCGAUGGUCCACGACAGAAGGCUGUUCUUUCAACGAUUCUUUUUCCUCUGGCCAUUUGCAUUGGGCGGACUGCAGCUUCAUAUGCUGGCGUACUUGAAUGUCUGGGUGUCAGUACCAGGCGUGUUGAUCGUCGGGUAUGGGCUGCAGUUCGCGGUGCAGAAAUUACUCCGAUGGGCACCGAGCGACAUGAACUCGAUGCACAAAACUCCAUUCCUCGCAGGCGUGUUUGCUGCGACACUAUUCUGGGUCGCUGUGCGUUUUAUUUUCAAGAUUUUUCCCAAUACCCUUUUCAGCAACUUCUUUUUGACUGUAGCAUUUACGACUUGCAUGUGCCUUACUACAUAUUUCUACACGAUGACGAUGACGGCAGACCCGGGAUUCAUACCCAAAGGAGCGAGUCGAGGCCAGACGAAGAAGACGAUUGACGAGCUCGUCGAGCACAACGCUUUCAAUGAAGCGCAGUUUUGCACCACUUGUAUGAUACGGAAGCCCUUACGAAGUAAACAUUGCCGGAGGUGUGGCCGGUGUGUGGCCAGAGAAGACCACCACUGCCCUUGGGUCGACAAUUGCAUCGCAGUCAACAACCACAAGCAUUUCAUCCUGUAUAUCCUCUCCAUGGUCGCCGGCAUCGCGCUCCUCAUCCGACUGUUCUUCGCCUACCUCACGAUCCUCCCGGCUCCAACAAAGCCCAUCUGCACAUUCCUCAACCCCGAACUCUGCGCCGAAUUUGAGAAAGACCCUCUCACCCUCGUCACCACCGCUUGGGCCUCCGUCCAACUCACCUGGACCGUCAUGCUCGUCUUUGUGCAAUUCUUCCAAGUCGCGCGCAAUCUCACCACCUUCGAAAGCAUGCGGAACACGGAUCAAGUCGGUCCCAUACUCUCCGCCAUCACCACCGGCACAAUGUCAAUGGACGACGCACAAGUCACUGGUCCAGCAGCGGGCUCAUCCCACAAGCACGCUCAUCGCAAGAAAGAAGGCUGUUUUGCGCGAUGGUCGAAAUUGCUGGGCAUCGACACAUUCCUCACAAUUGCGUUUCAGGGAUACAAUGGCGCGAAGGACUCGAGGUCAUCAUCGCGGACGCCGAGGAGGAAGCAGAAUCCAUUCAGUCGAGGCGUGGUGAGGAACUGUCAGGAUUUCUGGUGUGAUGGGCCGGUGUUUGGGAGGAAGGUUGGGAACGAGGGAUUGGUGGGUGGGGAGAGGGUGGACUAUGGCGGAUUGUAUGAUGUUCCUGGAGGAGGGGCGAGGGGAUGGAGGGGGUAUGAGGCUGUACCAGGUAUGGGGGUUGAGGAGGGCGUGUAG